GAAACGUCAGACUGUUUAUUCUGUUUAGUGAUAGCGGAGAAAAACAAGCUUGGUCUAGUUACACCGAGCUGCUUCAGCGAUUACAUAACCCUGACCUCGUGCUGAUGGAAACAUCCGUUUAGGGAAUACACUUUAAGCUUUUAAACACAGUCAAACCGGCAUGAAAUAUUUUAUAAACUGCACAGUUCAUCCUUUAUGAUAGCGUUAUUUUAGUUUAGUUUAGCUUAGCGAGCCGCUGGACGGAAGCUGGCAGUGUCAGUAACCGGUUUGAUGUGAACUCGGACACUCUGUUCCUUCCUCUUUUCUCCACAUCUCGACUCAGAAGAUGUCUUCCUGUGUAUGUAGAGCUGCUGCGAGGCGACUCUUCAGUUCAGCACACACAGGGUUUUCACGCUCACACAUUAAGUUCUAUGCUGUCAGUAGCAGAGUGAUUCGUGAAGCCUGUCUACCUCCUGCAGUGCGAGUCAGAUCGUUUUCAGAGAGUGCCGUGUUUUUAGCCUCAAAGGAGAACACACCAAAAGAUGGCUCCAGUGAUGGGGGAAAGGAGAGUGCAGCAGACAGAAUUGGGAAGAGAUCUACGGGUUCGGGCGGGUCAGGGAAAGGAGGACGUCAGCUACGUUGCCCCAGAUGUGGAGACACAUGCACACAUGUGGAGACGUUUGUGUCAUUCACACGUUUUGUGAAAUGUGAAAAAUGUCAUCACUUCUUUGUGGUGCUUUCUGAAAGCGAUUCUAAGAUGGGUCUGAAUAAGGAGGCAGAAUCUGGUGCCGAAGCUGUUAAACUGGCAUUUGCUCAGAAACCUCCCCCACCCCCUAAAAAGAUCUAUGCCUACCUCGAUAACUAUGUUGUUGGCCAGUCAUAUGCAAAGAAGGUGCUGUCGGUUGCAGUGUAUAACCAUUACAAACGGAUCUACAACAACCUUCCUGCAUCAGGCGGACAGCAAGCGGGGACAGAGAAGCAGAUCUCUCUCACUCCCCAGGAGCUAGAGAUCAGAAGACGGGAAGAUGAAUACAGAUUUACAAGGCUGCUUCAGAUUACUGGGAUCAGCCCACAUGGCAAUGCUCUUGGUGCAUCUGUUCAACAACGGGCCACUCAACAAGCUACCCCGGAGAAAAGGGGUGCCGAGGUGCUGGACUCUACUCACACUAACAUCAAACUGGAGAAGAGUAACAUUGUGCUGCUAGGCCCUACUGGAUCAGGUAAAACACUUUUAGCUCAGACUCUGGCUCGGUGUUUGGAUGUUCCUUUUGCCAUCUGUGACUGUACCACGCUGACCCAGGCAGGCUAUGUAGGUGAGGAUAUCGAGUCGGUCAUUGCGAAGCUGCUGCAAGAUGCCAACUACUCAGUGGAGAAAGCCCAGCAAGGAAUAGUGUUUCUGGAUGAGGUGGAUAAGAUUGGAAGUGUUCCAGGAAUUCACCAGCUCAGAGAUGUAGGAGGAGAAGGCGUCCAGCAGGGUUUGUUGAAACUCCUGGAAGGCACCAUUGUGAAUGUUCCAGAAAAGAACAGCAGGAAGUUGCGAGGUGAAACUGUGCAGGUGGACACAACCAACAUCCUGUUUGUGGCAUCAGGAGCCUUCAACGGGCUGGACCGAAUCAUUAGCCGCAGGAAGAAUGAGAAGUACCUUGGAUUUGGCUCGCCCUCUAACCUGGGGAAGGGACGCCGUGCAGCAGCAGCAGCUGAUCUGGACAAUAGCACAGGCAGUGAGCUGGAUGUGGCUGCUGAGAUGGAGGAGAAGGAUCAGCUGCUGAGACAUGUAGAGGCACGUGACCUCAUUGAGUUUGGCAUGAUUCCUGAGUUUGUAGGUCGUCUGCCCAUCGUAGUGCCUUUGCACAGCCUGGAUGAGCAAACACUAGUGCGCAUUCUCACAGAGCCCCGGAACGCUGUGGUGCCUCAGUACCAGGCUCUCUUCAGCAUGGAUAAGUGUGAGCUGAAUAUAACCCCAGAUGCACUCAGGGCAAUUGCCAGACUGGCUCUUGAGAGGAAGACUGGAGCCAGAGGUCUCCGGUCCAUCAUGGAGAAGCUACUGUUGGAGCCAAUGUUUGAGGUGCCACAGUCAGAUAUUGUGUCUGUGGAGCUGAAUAAGGAUGUGAUUUUGGGCAAGACUGAGCCACGCUAUAUCAGAGCUUCAACUAAAGAGACCACAGAGGAGGAGUAUGACUGUGGCAUUGAAGAAGAGAACUGGCUGAGACAGGCAGAGGUAGCCAACAACUAAUAAUGCAGCUGUGAAACAUCUAAUAAUACAGCUGUGAAAAUCUCUCUGGAUUCUGCGUCACUGAACUUGUGAAAACAAGAAGCAACAUUCUAAAGAGGACCCCAGCUUAAACCUAAAACAGAGACACUUAACAAAUAUCAGCUGAACAAGGAAUGUACAGAAAGUGACUACACACAGGCUUUAAUUACAGUCUUUGUGGAUAACUUAAAAUUUGCUAACAAUUUUAUGUAUCUAAAAAGAAUUAGAU
This is a messenger RNA of Pangasianodon hypophthalmus (striped catfish), 2459 nucleotides long. RefSeq names its product caseinolytic mitochondrial matrix peptidase chaperone subunit Xb (gene clpxb). Gene Ontology annotation, biological process: proteolysis; protein catabolic process. Gene Ontology annotation, molecular function: ATP binding; zinc ion binding; protein dimerization activity. The record is from RefSeq and is a predicted model, not a curated record. The transcript is spliced from 15 exons. Gene Ontology annotation, cellular component: mitochondrial matrix. Bases 326 to 2212 code for a protein of 628 amino acids. NCBI's taxonomy places the organism in Eukaryota, Metazoa, Chordata, Actinopteri, Siluriformes, Pangasiidae.